AUGACAGCACGAAAGGUUGCCGAAGCAUUAUACAAUGGUUGGAUAUCACGCUUUGGUGUCCCAUCAUUUAUAACUACCGAUCAAGGUCGUCAGUUCGAGUCCAGUCUUUUUAAGGAACUCGCACUUGUUCUUGGUUGCAAAAGAAUAAGAACAACAGCUUAUCAUCCAUCAUCAAAUGGAAUAAUUGAACGAUGGCACCGUUCCCUAAAAGCUUCUCUAAUGUGCCAUAAUAACAAAAACUGGUUAGAAGUACUUCCAACUGUACUUAUUGGUCUUCGUUCAAGUAUCAGAGAAGAUAUAAAAGCAACGCCUGCAGAAAUAGUGUAUGGUACAACAAUUCGUCUACCAUGCGACCUACUUCAAAACUCUAAAGAUUCAUCGCCCAACGACGAAUUUGUACAAAAUCUCAAAGCACAAAUGAACAUGUUAAAACCAGUAGAUAUUAAACAUAAAUCAAAUAAAACCGUAUUUCUUCACAAGAAUUUAGAAAGUUGUUCUCACGUUUUUGUUCGUACCGAUGCUGUAAGGAAACCACUUCAACAACCAUAUGAUGGUCCCUAUAGAGUUCUGAAGAAAACUGACAAAUUCUUUACGUUAGACGUCAAUGGAUCCAGCAAAGUGAUAUCUAUAGAUCGACUGAAACCGGCAUUUAUGUUCAAUGAUGAGAUAAUCGAAGAACCAAAAUCAGUUACUAUUCAAUUGAAACGAAUACCUUCAAAUGUGAAUCAAAAAAUACCAGCUAAAAACAAUUCAAGAAUCCCUAAAAGA
This is a messenger RNA of Lucilia sericata (common green bottle fly), 768 nucleotides long. RefSeq lists its product as uncharacterized. Lineage: Eukaryota; Metazoa; Arthropoda; Insecta; Diptera; Calliphoridae. Gene Ontology annotation, molecular function: nucleic acid binding. The annotation marks the transcript as partial. Gene Ontology annotation, biological process: DNA integration. The record is from RefSeq and is a predicted model, not a curated record. The transcript has a single exon.